Molecule: messenger RNA, 2125 nt
Organism: Leptinotarsa decemlineata (Colorado potato beetle)
Lineage: Eukaryota; Metazoa; Arthropoda; Insecta; Coleoptera; Chrysomelidae
Product: beta-galactosidase-1-like protein 2
Biological process (GO): carbohydrate metabolic process
Molecular function (GO): beta-galactosidase activity
Source: RefSeq, a predicted model, not a curated record
UAGACCAAACAACGCAAUAAAAACCUCCGUUAUAGUUAUUGCCAGUCAAAUAUUAUUUGUGUUGUUUAUCGACAUGGCGGACUGUGCGACAUUUGAUAAUUUGCCAACUUUGUAUCAAUAUUACACAGCCGGUGGUAUAAAGACGGGAUUAAGCGAUAAUCAAACUUAUUUCACAUUAAAUAACAAAAACAUAACUCUGUUCAGUGGCGCACUUCACUAUUUUAGAGUUCCGAAAGUUUAUUGGAGAGACAGGCUGAGGAAAUAUCGCGCAGCGGGACUGAAUGCAGUGGAGACAUACGUUCCCUGGAAUUUACACGAAUACGAGAAUGGCGUCUUCGACUUUGGAAACGGUGGCAGUGAUUUCGAGGACUUUCUUGACGUCGUACAGUUUAUUGAAUUAGCCAAAGAAGAAGACUUGUUUGUGAUCCUUCGCCCAGGACCAUACAUUUGUGCAGAAUGGGAAUUUGGCGGUUUGCCUAGUUGGUUACUGCGUUAUGAAAAUAUCAAAGUGAGAACAACCAAUAAACAAUACAUCGAAUUUGUUGAGAGAUACUUUAAAAAGCUUUUUGAGCUUCUUACCCCCCUCCAGUUCAGAAAAGGUGGCGCCAUUAUCGCCGUGCAGAUUGAAAAUGAAUACGGAAACACUAAAUACGGCAACAAACCUGUUGAGACAGCAUAUUUGGAAAAACUGAAAGAACUGUUAAUGCAAAAUGGGGUUGUUGAGUUACUUUAUACUUCGGAUACCCCUACAAACGGGUUUUCUGGGACCUUACCUGGAGUGCUGGCAACUGCAAAUUUUCAAGAAGGAGCUACACAUGAGUUGACCCUUUUGAAAGAGUUUCAACCGAAUAAACCUUUGAUGGUUAUGGAAUAUUGGACGGGAUGGUUCGACCAUUGGACAGAAAAGCAUCAUACCAGAACAGCCGAAGAAUUUGGAAAAGUUCUAGAGGAAAUUUUGAGCUUUGGAGCAUCUGUUAAUAUGUACAUGUUCCAUGGAGGAACAAACUGGGGAUUCAUGAAUGGAGCUAAUAUUGAUGAUGAUUCAUUCGAUAAUAGGGGUUAUCAACCGGAUAUAACCAGUUACGAUUACGAUGCCCCUCUAACAGAAUCAGGCGAUUACACGGACAAAUAUUAUAAAACAAAAGACAUCAUAGCCAAGCACAAUAAAAUUAAAGUCAGACAACCCGAUAUGCCUGCAUCAACUGAAAGAUUUGCCUAUUCGUCUAUUCAUAUAAUCAGUGAAUUAUCACUUGAAGAUCUUGUGGAACAAUCAAAAGUAUUGUCUACCGAUAAGGUGCUGCCAAUGGAAAUGUUGCCAAUAAACAAUGACUCUGGUCAAAGUUACGGCUAUAUAGUUUAUCGAAAAAACAAUUUGAAUAUAUCCAAAAACAGCACACUGAAAAUAGAAGGGAGAAUCUGCGAUUCAGUUCUUGUCCUCAUAAACGGUCAACUCAAAUCUAGAAUAUUGAAAUCAAAGGAGGACUUCGAAGGUUUUGGGUACUGGAAAUUGCAAAAUGGCUCCUUGAAUCUUGGAAACGAAGAGUACAAAAACGCUACUUUAGAACUUGUUGUUGAAAACUGGGGAAGAGUAAACUUUGGAAAACUUUAUCAAUUCAACCAACAUAAAGGACUUUGGCAGGGAAAUUUAUUACUGAACGAUCAUGUUCUGACUAUUGACCAGAUUAUUCCAUUAGAGUUCAAAAAAAAGUGGAAUAAUGGUUUGAAGAACUGGAAAGUUCCCAUUUUCGAGUCUGGACCAAAAUUGUACAAAGCUAUACUAAAUGUGGAUGAACCCAAAGAUACUUACGUCGAUAUGAGGGAGUGGAAUAAGGGUUUUAUUAUUAUCAAUGGAUUUGUUCUGGGGAGAUAUUUGAGAUUAGGUCCUCAACAAACAGCGUAUUUACCUGCUCCUCUUCUGAAAAAGGGCGAAAAUGAAUUAUUAGUUUUUGAGCACUUUUCACCCUCAAAACAAAUAAAAUUUUCGGAGAAUCUGAUUUUUUGAAAUAACUACAAUGAAAUGUUUUUGAUAUUCAAUAAAAUUAGAAUCAUUUUUGAACCUCAAAAUAGAACUCACGAGUGGUUAUAUGAAAACAAAAAAUAAAUUGUUCAAAAUAUUAAAAAAAUU